Paramecium sonneborni is the source of this 142-nucleotide messenger RNA. The record is from the annotation of a GenBank genome assembly. NCBI's taxonomy places the organism in Eukaryota, Ciliophora, Oligohymenophorea, Peniculida, Parameciidae.
AUGAAUUCAAAAAUAUAAGCACAAUUUAGGUAUUAUUGAAUUGAAAUAUCUUAGGGAAAUGAUUUUAAGAAUAGGAAUGAAGAAGUAAGAGGAUUAAAGUUAUAAUGCAAAAAUUAUCUAAAUGCAAUUAAGAAAUUGGUGA